Messenger RNA from Argentina anserina (silverweed cinquefoil), 553 nucleotides. Its product is annotated as two-component response regulator 24. Lineage: Eukaryota; Viridiplantae; Streptophyta; Magnoliopsida; Rosales; Rosaceae. The transcript has 2 exons. Gene Ontology annotation, biological process: phosphorelay signal transduction system. The record is from RefSeq and is a predicted model, not a curated record. The coding region runs from base 80 to 478 and encodes 132 amino acids.
CUCAUUUUUCACCAUGGCUGUCUUUGUCUUCCAGAAAAACAGACUUUGAAUCAUUUAAAUUGUUCGCAGGAGCUGCAAAAUGUUGAGGAACACAAAUGCAAAUGAGGCUGCAGCCAAGAUAACAGCUCUCGUUGUAGAUGACAGCAGGAUCAACCAAAGGCUUCACCGCAAGCUCUUGGAGAAUCUUGGCAUUGAAAACCAAGUCGCAGGUAACGGAAAAGAAGCUGUUGAUGUCCAUUGCUCUGGUAAACAGUUUGAUCUUAUACUGAUGGACAUGGACAUGCCUAUCAUGAAUGGCAUUGAGGCAACAAGGACACUGCGUGCAAUGGGAAUUCGAAGUACGAUUGCUGGUGUAUCAUCACAUUCUCACUUUGAAACUGUACAAGAGUUUGUGAAGGCAGGACUAGAUGACUACCAAGAGAAGCCCUUAACCAUUUCUAAGCUAGUUUCCAUCCUCCAGAAGGUCAAUAGCAACUAGUGCAUAUUUGAACUUCAUAUGGAUUACUAGUGGAGAAACGAACAUCCUGCUUCUCAUGUAACACUCUGAAUAUGA